GGCGCGUCGGUGGGGGAAAGCGAUAAUGCACACGCUGUAAAAGUUAAUAUUCGGCAAUGCUCGGUCCGUUUCUAACAAAGAGAUCAUGGCGGCGGUGGGCAUGUUUCACACAGCUAAGUUGCUAGCUAGCCCGUUAGCUCGAAUGAGUCAGAAAGAGAUGUGGAGUUGGAGGAAACGAAUGAGAUCUGUUAUGCAUCCACGGGAAAAACUAGCGUAAUAAUGUUGAGCAGAUUACCAGUCAUCAAACUGUACGCGAUUGGACAUUGGAUGGGUGAUCUAAAUGACUAUGGAAGCUGCUGCAGAGGUCCAGCAGGGCGGCGACACUGCUGUUUCUGAGACAGAUACCCAGCACAUCGCCACCUUGGCACAGGUACAGUCCUACCUCUCCAUGUGUGGACUGCAGGUGUCCAUGGCAGCGGGACAAGCGAGCGCCAGCGGACCCACGGUCACUCUGGUCCAGCUGCCCAACGGGCAGACGGUGCAGGUGCACGGAGUCAUCCAGGCCGCACAGCCCUCCGUCAUCCAGCCCCCGCAAGUGCAGACAGUACAGAUUUCUACUAUAGCUGAGAGUGAGGACUCCCAGGAGUCUGUGGACAGUGUGACUGACUCCCAGAAGCGCAGAGAAAUCCUGUCUCGACGGCCCUCCUACAGGAAGAUCCUGAAUGACCUGUCGUCGGAUGCUCCGGCUGUUCCGCGGAUAGAAGAGGAGAAGUCUGAGGAAGACUCCGCCCCCGCCAUCACUACAGUUACCGUGCCCACGCCCAUCUAUCAAACUAGCAGCGGCCAGUACAUUGCCAUCACUCAAGGUGGGGCGAUUCAGUUGGCCAAUAACGGCACGGACGGCGUACAGGGCCUGCAGACGCUGACCAUGACCAACGCGGCGGGUGCCCAGCCGGGCACCACCAUCCUACAGUACGCCCAGACCAGCGACGGACAGCAGAUACUUGUACCCAGCAACCAGGUGGUUGUGCAAGCUGCGUCCGGCGACGUCCAGGCCUACCAGAUCCGCACGGCCAACACCAGCGCCAUCGCCCCCGGUGUCGUCAUGGCGUCGUCCCCCGCUCUCCCCAGCCAGGGUGCCGAAGAGGCCACGCGCAAGAGGGAGGUCCGCCUCAUGAAGAACAGGGAGGCAGCGCGGGAGUGCCGUCGUAAGAAGAAGGAGUACGUGAAAUGCCUGGAGAACCGCGUGGCCGUGCUGGAGAACCAGAACAAGACCCUGAUCGAGGAGCUGAAGGCCCUCAAGGACCUGUACUGCCACAAGUCUGAGUAGGAGCCUGCAGGGGGCGCUCUGGAGCCGCCCGAGACAGAGACUCACACAGGCACGCCAGACACACUCCUCCUUUUCUAAUUCUCUCGCUUUCUUUUAGUUUUUUUUUUUUUUUUUUUUUUUUUUUUUUUUAAAGAACACCACAAUAAUGGUCUUUAUGGAAAUGAACAGAAAUUGGUUGUGAGUUAGGAAAGCGAGAAAGGGAUGGAGGGAGGCACAUAUGAGAGGAGGAGGAGAAGGAGGAAACCUAUGAGCUGUUAGUCCUCUAUACUAAUGAUGAGGCAGGGUGCUGUUGUUUUAGAUCAUGAUGAUGUGAAGAGGAUUGUGUUUAUUUGGCCUGUAAGUCUCUCUCUCUCUCUCUCUCUCUCUCCCUCUCUCUCUCUCUCUCUGACUGAGGGGGUGGAAUCCCAGAGACAUCCCCCUCCAAAUGAAAAUCAAUGGCAACAGAACCACUCUGCAGAGGCUGUAUGUGUGUGUGUGUGUGUGUGUGCAAAAGAGAGAAAGACAAUGGGUUCGUCAGAAUGUGUGUCUGUUGGUGUCGAAAUAGGUCCACUCAGAUUUCAAAGGUCUGCUGAGACCUGCCAUUCUGGCCUCUUUGGCUGAGGGGAAGUGUGUGUGUGUGUGUGUGUGUGUGUGGGGAGGAGUGUAUUAUACUGAACAGCAAGAGUCAGGGCUCUGCCAUGCGUCCCCAGCCCUCAGUGCUCUUAUGGAUGGGACAGGUGGCCAUUUUGGAUCAGUCCCAUCUGGCUUCAGAAGCAUCAGUGCUGUUAAAGAGAGAGACAGACAGACAGAAAGACAGAUGGCCAUUUUGGCUCAGUCCUAUCUGGUUUCAGAAGCAUCAGUGCUGUCAUAGGGAGAGACAGACUAACAGACAGACGGACAUUUUGGAUCAGUCCCAUCUGGUUUCCUUGCGUUGGGUACUGGUGUUGGGGGCUGUGUGCUCUACAGGUUCCUAAAUCGCUCUUGUUUUAAUGCCUGUGUUACUAACACUUAACUCUACUUUGUUUAACUGCAAUCAGAUAAGAAUCAUGUACUCUCUUAAUCUCAGUUGCUUCUUAUGGACCCUAUGGUUUCUUUUUUUUGUUUUGUUAUUUGCCUGUAUUGUAUGUUCUUUUGAUGAAAAGAAAAAAAAAAAAAACGCAACAUUGCUUUUGUUACGAUGUUACAAGCGCUGUGCUCCAAGGUGUGUAUAGGGAGGGGUUGGGUUGGACGGGGAGGGCAUUGUUUUUUUGUUUUGUUUUUUUUCCCGAGUGUUUGGGCAGUCCACAUUAGAACCACCACUGCAGCAGAUGCAGCCAAUCACAGAACCAGCAGAGAACCGCAGCGUGCGCGCACACACACACAUACACACAGACACACACACACACACACACACACACACACACACACACACACACACACGCAC
This is a messenger RNA of Alosa alosa (allis shad), 2672 nucleotides long. It is a transcript of the gene creb1a, whose product is annotated as cAMP responsive element binding protein 1a. Gene Ontology annotation, biological process: regulation of transcription by RNA polymerase II. Gene Ontology annotation, molecular function: DNA-binding transcription factor activity, RNA polymerase II-specific; cAMP response element binding; protein binding. Gene Ontology annotation, cellular component: nucleus; ATF4-CREB1 transcription factor complex. The record is from RefSeq and is a predicted model, not a curated record. The coding region runs from base 281 to 1270 and encodes 329 amino acids. The transcript has 8 exons. Lineage: Eukaryota; Metazoa; Chordata; Actinopteri; Clupeiformes; Clupeidae.